AAUAAUCCUGUUCUCCUCAUUAAGACCUCGCUUGUUACACAUUCCCGACCUUGCAUUUGCCAUGUGAUACCCCCAGUGCAGUGGGUCGUAUAUAGGCGUCGACACAUCGGUAUGCUUUUCUCGCCAUGGAGUCCGUUCAUAUUACCAGGAGUUUGUCUGGGGAUCUUUGCUGUUGCUUCCCGCCCCCUGAUUUUGCCAUCCAUCCUUAUUGAUUCCCUCCCCCCGUACAAAACCUUUAUUUACCCUAAUCUCUUCUCUCUUCGAAAAUAUCUUUCUGCAUGUACCACUUCUUGUCCUUGUUCUUCUUUCUUUGUUUUUCAGAGCCUAGACGCUGAAUCGCAAGUGUAUAUCCUUUGCAUGUGCAGGGUAUGUUUACGGCCGUCUACGGAGUUGCAUUCGUGGGUGAUGCGCGAUACGAGCGCAUUGAACAUAUGGUGUGUGGUAUGGUUCUGUGGGUAUAUAUCAGGAUAGACGGUGCAAUAAAAAGGUACUCUGGGUCAAUACUAUUUGUUUCUGCCAUGCCAUACAGCUUUUCAUGAGAAACGAUGUUCAGAAAUCUCCUUGCCCACCGA
Molecule: messenger RNA, 572 nt
Organism: Aspergillus japonicus CBS 114.51
Lineage: Eukaryota; Fungi; Ascomycota; Eurotiomycetes; Eurotiales; Aspergillaceae
Exons: 1
Coding region: 112-471 (119 amino acids)
Source: RefSeq, a predicted model, not a curated record